AUGGCCCUCAGCUUCUUCAGCGGCGGCGGAAGCGCCAGCAGCGCCAAGUACUUUGACAUUAGGUUGAACGACGAAUAUAUCGUCUUCCGUGGGGGUGAACAUGAAGCUGCCAGUGCGCAUCUGCGGGGCACUUUGGUCCUCUGUUUGUCCGAGCCGCUCACCAUCAAACACAUCCGUCUCCAGCUGACGGGCAUGUCCCGCGUUUGCUGGCACAUUCCGUCUAGUGCAGCCGCCGGUGGGCGCAAGUCAUGGCGGGAACGUGUGUUCUACGAGAAAUCAUGGACCUUCCGGGAUCCGGGUAAAGGCAAAACCGAAGUCCUCCCCGCAGGCAACUAUGAGUAUCCCUUUGAUGUUGUACUUGAGGGCUCUAUGCCUGAGAGUGUAGAAGGUCUUGCGGAGACAUGGGUGAUGUACCGCUUCAAGGCCGAGAUCGGCCGCAAAUACGUCAAGGACAUUGUGGCGCGCAAACCGCUCAGGAUCAUCCGAACUCUGGAUCCCAGCGCCUUGGAGCUUUCACAUGCAAUGUCCGUGGACAACAUCUGGCCCAACAAGAUUGAAUACUCCAUCAGUACUCCGACGAAAGCGAUUGUCUUCGGAACCGCGAUUCACGUCGAUUUCAAACUAAUCCCGCUUCUCAAGGGCCUUCGCAUCGGUCAAAUCACGUCACAGUUGAUCGAAAGCCACGAUCUUACCCUCAAUCCAGAAGACCCCGAUUCAAUUCGAAACACAUACAAGAUCACAAGGACGAUCUUGACCGACGAGUAUGAGCUGGACGAGGAUAACAUUGAAAUCAUCGAUGAAACGGCGGAGGGAUACCAAUGUACGCGUAUCCUAGAUAUGCCGCAAACGUUGACCCGUUGUCUGCAGGAUACGGACACCAAGGGUAUCAAAGUCCGCCACAAGUUGAAGUUCCGUAUUCAGCUGCACAACCCCGACGGUCAUAUCAGUGAGCUCCGCGCAACGCUUCCAGUUUCGAUUUUCAUCUCACCCCACCUUGCCAUCGACGACAACAACAACCUUCUCUCGCACACCCCUCAAUCUGCCCGCAUGGCCGUCGAUGAUUUCGCGCACCAGGCGCCUCCCCUUUAUGGCGAGCAUACCUUCGAUCAGCUGUAUAGCGAAUUGGAUCCCAGCGGCUAUCGCACACCAGGCCCCGGCAGUGGUCCAGGCACGCCAUUCACUCCUCUCAGUCGCAACAUCUCGUCAGAUAACCUCGCCUCCAUGAACGCCCUGACCAACACCGAUAUUUCGGCCUCAGCUCUGCACCACCGUCUCACAAACUUGAACGCAAGUUCCUUCCACAAUCCUAACCACCCCAUCACUCCUGGUACAGUCACUCCUAGCGAGGCGGCACUGCACGGAUCUCACUCCCCAAUUCCAAUAGAAGGGCACAACAUUCAUCGCCAGUUGGGUGUCUCCGGUGACUACUUCGGACCGUCUUCAUACCCACACAACCAGGCGAGUCCAGAGCUCUCCCGUCGGCCAUCCGACGAAGUGGAGCACGACACCCUUCCCUCAGGCAUGGCAACCCCCUUCCACCCCCACUACGCUGAGGUAGAGACCCUCAGCCGGGUCCCCAGCUACUCGACCGCAGUGCGCUGCGCCGUGCGUCCACAUGACUCGGGCCUUCCUGAUUACAACGCUGUAAUCGCGAGCAGUCUUCCCACACUACCAGUCCCGCAGUCUCCCCAGCAGGCUUAUAUCCGCAGCGGACGUGCAAGCGGGACUGCAACUCCCCUAGAGGUGGAUCGCCCCGGCUACUUCAGUUCCCACGGCACCCAUGCUGAUGAUGAGGAUCGCAGACUUAGAAUUGCGCAAGCUCGCGCCAGAGUAUGA
Molecule: messenger RNA, 1836 nt
Organism: Penicillium vulpinum
Lineage: Eukaryota; Fungi; Ascomycota; Eurotiomycetes; Eurotiales; Aspergillaceae
Product: arrestin family protein
Exons: 5
Coding region: 1-1836 (611 amino acids)
Biological process (GO): ubiquitin-dependent endocytosis
Cellular component (GO): cytosol; plasma membrane; cytoplasm
Molecular function (GO): protein-macromolecule adaptor activity; ubiquitin protein ligase binding
Source: RefSeq, a predicted model, not a curated record